Molecule: messenger RNA, 3384 nt
Organism: Anarrhichthys ocellatus (wolf-eel)
Lineage: Eukaryota; Metazoa; Chordata; Actinopteri; Perciformes; Anarhichadidae
Gene: fam131c
Product: family with sequence similarity 131 member C
Exons: 6
Coding region: 213-1001 (262 amino acids)
Source: RefSeq, a predicted model, not a curated record
UCAGCCAAUGCAUCAGCCUGCAGCUCAUCUGGGCAUCCACUCGUACUUCCCACCUGCUUCAAUUCCUCGCCUCUCUCUGCUCCUCUGCUGGCUCAUCCCUCCUUUUCCUUCCCUGCCUUGCUUCCCCUUCUCCCUCCCUUUCACCCGCGCCUCAUCCUCCUCAUCCUCAAGCCACCAUGGUGAACAGAUAACCGCCCGGCCGUCCUGACACCAUGGGCACCUGCCUCUGCAAAGGUCACAAAGAGCUCCACUAUCCCAUGACUGCACGGCAAGACCAGACUGAGGAGGUACAGCCGUCCUCUGUCAAGGAUGGCCAGAACCCGUCCAACUGCAGUGUGUCAGAUAAAAGCAACGGCUAUGAUAUCGGCGAGCUGGCCACCUCCUCUUUGAUGGGUUUGGUGGCCACAAUAAAGGAGCAUAUCACUAAGCCGACUGCGAUGGCACAGGGGCGAGUUGCUCACCUAAUUGAGUGGAAAGGUUGGGGUGGAGGCAGCGAGGCCAGGGGAAGCGGGGGCGGUUGGAGCGGGAACUGGGGUAAAGGCGGCGGAGGCUGGGGGGGUGUGGGGACCGAGCUGCAUGAGGAUGAACAAUUCUACUCCCAAAUGACGGAUGAAAUCAAGGAAGCUCGCUUCGCUGCAGGAGUAGCAGAGCAGUUUGCCUUGGCAGAGGCGUCCAUGAAUGUGUGGUCCCUGAAUGACAGCUUAGAGCAGCCCUCCACCAGUUUACAAGCUGCACAAAGCCACUUCUUGUCCCAGUUCCUGCUGGAUGGUGGAAGCGUCAGCGUUCCUCAGCACCUGUACAGCAUCCACGCCCAGACUUAUAGUGACAACAGGGCGGCCAACUUGGUCUGUCCGCCAGUGGUCCACACCAUUUCCCCGAUGUCCAACACCCAGCAGGACAGAUAUCGUCCCCUCGAUAACAGAAGCACUGCGACUGCGGAGGCUGCUGUCCGACACGUGGACAGCAGCUCGCUAUCCGAGGAUGACGUUUUUUAUAACUAGGCUAAACAGGAAAGCGAGCCAGCAAUCUUGAUGGCAAUCUCUAAAAUGAGCCCUACUGAGAGGACUUGAGUCCCAUCCACCAGCAAUGGCUGACCCAAAACAUAAAGGCAAAUGGCUGGCAUGGGGAGGUUUCAGCGCCUGGUCCUCAGAUACAAAGACUCCAAAUUGUAUUUUCUCCCAUGUUGAGGCGUGUACUUUUGUGAAUGUACAUAGUUCCAUUGUUCAUUUUUAUUUUUAUUCAGCAUACAACAAAACACUAAAGCAGCAUAGAGUAUAGAAAAUAACAUGAAAUAAAUUGAAAAUAUGUCUUCUUUGAGGUUUGUCAGCUGACUCUAGAGAGAAGAAGAAGUCUGUUGUAAAGGAAGCGUAAACCCAAUUAUCUGUCUGGGUCUCGACUAUGAUUAGCUAAUAUUCACACUUUUUCAUUCAGGUGAAUAUUGGUGUUGCUAUCAGCUGGCCAAUAAACGUUUUUGAUGGUAUUACUUGGGGGUGCCAAUUCUAGACAUUUAGACCUUUAAAGACAAGGUAGACUGACUGUGAGUUUAAGUGAGCCACUAGCCAACUCCAUCACAACAAGAUGUUGAUACAACUUUGUCUAAUUAGGUAAUAUGUGUUUGGUGGAUAUGUGACAGUUCCAAUGACGUUUUAAUGGUCUGCAAGGUGAUUUUCAUAGUGUAGUGAAAUAAAUAGAAACCAAAGACUGCAUGGAGGGUAAAAAGCCAAUCUCAAACUCUCAAAAAUGCAUCAACAUUGUGUUAUUUGGUGUACAAACAGUUUUAUAGGCUUUUGUUUUCAUCCCCACAUAUUAUUCAGGGUAGACACACUUUUAAUAUUGCUCUGUUACAAAUUGAGGGUCAGGGAAUGAGAUAGUCUGCUAUCGCCUCAGUGGACGAGACCCUGCUAUUUUCAAUAAAAGACAAGACAAUAACCUCUAAUACAUGUUAAGAAGCCUCCAGCGGAUGAUAGUUUUGUUUGUAUGCAAACAUUGUUACCUUUGGGCAAUGAAGAAGUGAUAUUAUUACCAGAGCCAGGCUUGUGUCACUGCUAAUCAAGAAAGAGAUGGAUUCACGUUUGCUUAAAAUAAAAGUAAGGCCAAGGGAUGAGCUUAUUUCCUGUGUGUUGCUGCUUAGAUUUCUUUGGCCAAGUCUUCUAAUAUUUUCUUCAUCUGGAGGAGAAAAUAGAGAAAGAAAUGUGGAGAGAGGGAAGAGACAGCUUUGAAUUCGUAUAUAGCCAUUUUGUCUCCCGACACCCAAUUACAAAUGCAAAUGGUCUUGUUUCCAAUGUGUAUAUGGACGAGACAAACGCCCAAAGAGGAACCAAACAAACUCAAGCUGUGUGUGUCAUUAAGAAAACAUUGAGUAUUAUAUUUGUGGCUGUUAGUGAGUGUGAAUACACACAUAACACACAAACACGUAUUACCUCUGGCCAUGUGAUGAUCCCGACCAGCCUUCCCUUGUCUGCGACAAACAAGGUCUGAACUCCAACCAGACUCAGGAUACCGUGGGCCUUAGAGGACGCAAAGGAAAGGGAUUAGAAGUAAAAGUUGCUCACCAUUUUGGGAAAUGUGAUUAUUCACUUUCAUUCAAAGAGAUAGCUGAGAAGAUUGCUACCAAUCUUCUGUCAUUAUACCUGCAAUAACUAUCAUUUAUAAUUGUUCAGUCAUGUUUCUGGCCAUUCACUGGCUUUUAGCUCUGUUUUUGGUCUCCACCAACUCCUGAGGGCAAUAUCUUACACUGCUCGAUGCUCGACUAUGUUCACCAGCUAGUUGCUAAUCUUGCCUCUCCGCUGAUCGGUGCUGGGCCAACCCAUUCUCACUCCCAAUGCCUCAAAAACAGCAGCUUGAUCAGUGGCCCUCGCCACAGAGGCUACCUUUAGCGUGUUUGCGAUGCACUGGGCUUGGAACUAAGUCCAAUGCAAACACAACCAUGUCGCUGAAAAAGCUCCGUAAAGCUGAGUGGAGCAGCAGAGUUGCUCAACGUCUCCCUACCUCCUGAACGGUGUUGUGAGGUGAUAACAGGACAGAGGUCGGGUAAAUGCAGCAGACCUCAUCCAGAUGUUUCUCCAGAGUCUGAACAGAACAACACAAAAUGAUUGAACGUGUGUAUGCAUUUUCUAACAGAUGCAUGCUUGUCAUGCCGCAGCAUUCAGUAGCAUUUGAGGAAGUAUGAUUUACAAUUGUGUUGUACUGUCCUGAAUGUGUUCAUACUUGCUCUACUCUUGGACAUUGCUACCAUCUGUUUUUCAAAAGCAGCUCUAUUUUUCUAACACUAUAAUGCUUUAAAACGGAUGUCAGGUGUCAUAAGAUGAGCUUUUACGUCAGCCAGCGGAAUGUAAAGACAUGACCUGCCUUUUAAACAGCAUCAGACAAUGCACUCCUCUACCU